AUGGUGCUGGAGAAAGUGCUUUUUCUAGUGUGCAUUGUAUCUUUGCUAUCUAGUCAUGCUCUUUCUUCUCCUGUGCCAGACGAUCCCUUAUUUAAGUACAUUGAUGAUCAUAAACAUGAAUAUAUUCAGCGAUUGAAGGAAAUGGUGGCAAUAGAAAGCGAUUCCAGUGAUCCAUCAAAAAGAGAUCAGGUUUUACAAAUAAUGCAAGUGACAAAGGAUUACAUCUUGCAGAUAGGUGGAAAAGUAGAGAUGGCAGAGCUUGGUGAGCAAGAGUUUUCGCCAGGUGUAAAACUCCCUCUACCACCAGUGAUUCUUGCAGAGUUUGGAAAUGACACAAACAAACCAACUGUCUGUUUCUAUGGGCAUAUGGAUGUACAGCCUGCAAAGAAAGUUGAUGGAUGGAAGACAGAUCCAUACAUCCUCACAGAGGAAGAUGGUAAUCUGUAUGGCAGAGGAACUUCUGAUGACAAAGGACAAGUUCUGGCUUUGCUUCAUGCUGUGGAAUCUGUUAAGGAAUUUGGUCUGCCGGUCAAUGUGAAGCUGUUCAUUGAAGGGAUGGAGGAAGUAGGGUCAAAUGGUCUUGAGCAACUUGUCAAAAAGAAAAAGGACACUUUUUUCUCUAAUGUUGACUACAUUGUGGUAACUGACACACCAUGGCUAAGCACAAAACCAGGCAUCACCUAUGGAGCUCGAGGAAACUGCUACUUUUUCUUAGAGGUUGAAGGUGCAAGGCGGGAUCUUCACUCUGGAGGUUUUGGAGGAACGGUUUAUGAACCAAUGAGUGAUUUAAUUUAUUUACUAGGUACGCUUGCGGAUGUGGAAGGCAAAAUUCUGAUUCCAGGCAUUUAUGAUGAUGUUUUGCCUGUUACUGAAGAAGAAAAAGAAUUAUACAAAGAUCUUGUAUUCGACUUGAAAGAUCUGAAGAGGGACACAGGAGUCGAGACAUUUUUACAUAGCACAAAGGAAGAGUUACUCAUGUACAGAUGGCGAUUUCCUUCUUUGUCAAUCCAUGGCAUUGAAGGAGCUUUUUCUGGUUCUGGAACUAAAACAGUUAUACCUGCGAAGGUCAUAGGAAAGUUUUCAAUUCGUCAAGUUCCUAAAAUGAAUCCAUCUGUUGUAGAGAAGCAGGUAUCUGACUACCUGGAAAAUAAAUUUGAAGAACGGAAGAGCCCGAACAAAAUUAAAGUAUCCAUGGUCAUAGGUGCACAACCGUGGUUAGCAAAUAUGGGUGAACCCCAAUUCCUGGCUGCUCGGAAAGCAGUCAAAAGAGGUGUUUCACAGUGUCUGGUGUGGAUUAUGGGGCACUCUUACGUGUUCUGGGGAGCAUUACGAACAGACCCGAUGGAAGGCAGUUGGGUUUUUCGAGAGAGGUGGUGUUGA
This is a messenger RNA of Bufo bufo (common toad), 1380 nucleotides long. RefSeq names its product beta-Ala-His dipeptidase-like. The record is from RefSeq and is a predicted model, not a curated record. NCBI's taxonomy places the organism in Eukaryota, Metazoa, Chordata, Amphibia, Anura, Bufonidae. Gene Ontology annotation, biological process: proteolysis. Gene Ontology annotation, molecular function: dipeptidase activity. Gene Ontology annotation, cellular component: cytosol. The coding region runs from base 1 to 1380 and encodes 459 amino acids. The transcript is spliced from 11 exons.